Hansenula ciferrii is the source of this 408-nucleotide messenger RNA. RefSeq lists its product as uncharacterized. The transcript has a single exon. NCBI's taxonomy places the organism in Eukaryota, Fungi, Ascomycota, Saccharomycetes, Phaffomycetales, Wickerhamomycetaceae. The record is from RefSeq and is a predicted model, not a curated record. Bases 1 to 408 code for a protein of 135 amino acids.
AUGACUUUUACAGAUGAUGAAAAAACUAUUGGUCUAAUAGAGACUCAAGAAGAAUUACCAAAAAUUUCAAAUUUAGAUAAAUGGAAAACUAGAUUAUUACACAUUACUAUUGGAUUAUCAUUCACAUUAUUCAUUUAUUUAUCAUUAGAUUUAUUUCAAACAAGAUCUAUGUUUAUUCAUUCAUGUGGUGAUGAUCAUGAUUUAAAUUCAAUUACAACUAAUAUUCGUGAAUCUAUGGAUAUUAAAGAUGUUUAUUCAUUUAAAAAUCAAGAUUAUAAGCAUCAUGAAGAAUUAAUUUCAAGAGAUGAUGAAUCGAAAGAACAAGUAUUUGAUCCUGAACAUGUUGAAUAUAAAGAUGAAGAUGAUUAUCCUCAUUUAGGUCAUUCUGUUAAUUUAAAUUUGAUAUAG